AUGGAUAUAUCCAACGACCAAACCGGAAACAAAGGCUCGGACCAAGGUUACGAAUUCUAUCUAUAUCCUCGACAAGCUUCAGGGAAUUCGAGAUUUGUCUUAGGCCCUGCAUCAGAACAAGUAUUCGAACGAGAGUUGAUGGAGAACAAUACUUUGUCCGAAAUAGCCUUCCCUGUUGUCGAAAUAGGAAUGACGACUCACGACAUGGGCCUCCAAGAUCCUCAGUGGCCGCAAGAGCAGAAUUGGCAAGUUGCUAUGCGCAGACUGGGCUUUCCGAUGUCGAAUCUUGGACUCGAGACAGACAACAUGGUCCCUGACGCUGGCGAGUCGCUUGAAACAUUGCUCGACUACCAUCAGCUAGAUCCUAGUGGCGAAUGGCGGCUUGCAACUCCACAAGACUUCCCAGCAUCUAACACUGCACUCGGAAUCCGACAGGAGCAGCCCCAGAUCCUCUCUGCCGGAUUUCGGGCUGAUCCAUGGCCAAAAGCUCUCGAAGAUUAUCUGAUGGCGUCCAGGAAGAAUGGUUGCACUUAUCCCGAAAUCAGUGCCAAAAUGCUUCAAGAAUUUGGCGUCGAGAGGAGUGCAAAUGUUCUCCAGAAGAAACAUCGCAUGAUCCGAGAACGUGAUGCUGAAGAAAAUGGAAUCAUGCAGUUUCUCAAAGGCGCUACACCAAGUCUUCUGCGUUGUCUUCAGGAUGAGAUGAACAAACUGGACCCCAAGGUAAUGAACGAGGAGCUUCGCCAGGAGGUAUGGGAAGAGCUGCAACGCAAGUUGCCGAAACUUGUUCACACUCUAGCUCUCCAGACGCGAAUUGGGAACUAA
Molecule: messenger RNA, 822 nt
Organism: Mollisia scopiformis
Lineage: Eukaryota; Fungi; Ascomycota; Leotiomycetes; Helotiales; Mollisiaceae
Exons: 2
Coding region: 1-822 (273 amino acids)
Source: RefSeq, a predicted model, not a curated record